AUGCAAGGAAUAAGCUGGAGAGAACAUAUGACAAACGAUGAGGUAUUCGCAAAAGCUAAAGAACGAAGAUGUUUUAUGAAAAGUUUGAAGAAAAGAAGAACCAAACUAAUAGGAUAUAUACUAAGACAUAACAGCCUAUUGAAAAGAAUUAUGGAAGGAAUGAUAGUAGGAAAGAAUGUAGUUGGUAGACCCCCUCUGGACUACUUACAACAAAUAAUGAGGGAUGUGGACGUCCCAGGCUACAGACACAUGAAGAGGAAAGCUGAAAAUUGGGAAGAAUGGAGAGUUGCAAUAAAACCGCCCCACGGCUGCUAA
Messenger RNA from Cinara cedri, 315 nucleotides. The record is from the annotation of a GenBank genome assembly. NCBI's taxonomy places the organism in Eukaryota, Metazoa, Arthropoda, Insecta, Hemiptera, Aphididae.